CAAAUCACCAUAUAUAGAUCAGUUCCAAGUUCCAUAGCUCGAUAUGCACUUCUUUGAUCUUGCCCUGGGGAGAGCCAUGGCGAUGGGUUCGUCAUCCCAAGAAUCAAGGAAACCCCAUGCACUUGCACACGCCGUGUGCGUCCCCUUCCCGGCCCAAGGCCACAUCAACCCCAUGACCCAGCUCGCCCAGCUCCUCCACGCUCGCGGCGUCUUCAUCACGUUCGUCAACACCGAGUUCAACCACCGCCGCCUCCUCCGCUCUAAGGGGCCCGACUCGCUCCGGAACCUGGAGAACUUCCGCUUUGAGACGAUCCCAGAUGGCCUCCCGCCGUCAGACCACGACGCGACGCAGGACCCCCCGGCCCUCUGCUACUCGACCCGGAAGAACUGCUUGGGCCCUUUCAAGGAAUUGCUUGCCAGGAUCAACAGCGACGAGGCUGUUCCGCCUGUAAGUUGUGUGAUAGCAGAUGGGGUGGCGAGCUUCGCCAGUAAAGCUGCGAGAGAGCUUGGAAUCCCAGAGGUACGGUUCUGGACUGCCUCGGCUUGUGGGUUCAUGGGUUAUUUGCAGUACAGAGAGCUUGCUAACAGAGGGAUCGUUCCAUUCAAAGAUGAAGACUUCCUGAACAACGGGACACUCGACGAUCCUGUUGACUGGAUCCCCGGCAUGAGAAACAUCCGACUCCGGGACAUCCCGAGCUUCAUACGCACCACGGACCCCAACGACAUCAUGUUGAACUACGCAGAAGAAGAAGCGCAGCACUGCCUGAAAUCAUCUGCUAUCUUGUUCAACACCUUCAAUGAGCUCGAACACGAAGUACUGGAGAAAAUCGCAGACAUGUCCCGUCGAAUUUACUGUACCGGGCCGCUUUCCUUCCUCGUCCAGGACAUUCCUUCGAGCUCGGUCAAGUCUUUCAGGUCGAAUCUGUGGAAGGAAAACUACAGCUGCCUCAAAUGGCUCGAUCAAAGGGAAGCCGAGUCGGUUGUGUAUGUGAACUAUGGGAGUGUCACUGUCAUGACUGAGGAACACCUGAGGGAGUUUGCCUGGGGGCUUGCAAAUAGCAAGCACCCAUUUUUGUGGGUGGUCAGGCCUGAUGUUGUAAUGGGUGAUUCUACAAUUCUGCCUCAGGAGUUCCUGGAGGAAGUGAAAGACAGAGGGUUCUUGACGAGCUGGUGUCCGCAGGAUCGAGUCCUGAGUCAUGGUUCAAUUGGCGCUUUCCUAACGCACUGUGGGUGGAAUUCUACCUUGGAAGGUAUCUGCGAAGGGGUUCCUCUCAUUUGCUGGCCGUUCUUUGCCGAGCAACAGACAAACUGUCGGUACGCAUGUACAGAUUGGGGGAUCGGCAUGGAAGCGAACCAAGAAGUGAGGCGCGAAGAGAUAGAAGCUCUUGUUCGGGAAGUGAUGGACGGGGUCGGCGGGAAGAAGCUGAGGGAGAAUGCUAAGAAGUGGAAAGAGAGAGCAGUGGAAGCCGCUGGUCGCGGAGGGUCAUCGCACAACGACUUCAACAGAUUCAUUAAGGAGGUUGUCCAUUUGAAUGAUUAGGUUAAAAACGAGUUAUCACCAUAUUCCCAUGUCUGCCAGAAAUAUAUUGAAGAAAGAAGAAUAAA
Molecule: messenger RNA, 1605 nt
Organism: Rhodamnia argentea
Lineage: Eukaryota; Viridiplantae; Streptophyta; Magnoliopsida; Myrtales; Myrtaceae
Product: linamarin synthase 1-like
Exons: 2
Coding region: 44-1540 (498 amino acids)
Molecular function (GO): UDP-glycosyltransferase activity
Source: RefSeq, a predicted model, not a curated record